Molecule: messenger RNA, 2353 nt
Organism: Vitrella brassicaformis
Lineage: Eukaryota; Vitrellaceae
Source: the annotation of a GenBank genome assembly
CAAGCGAAGAAAGAAAAGGAAAAUAGAACAGCUGGAGCGUUUGUAGACGACGUGAUUUGAUAAGAUGGAGGUGAACUUGAGUUGAUCGGAGAUUGCCCUUCCGCGAUGGUGCACUGCUCAUCGUCGAGCCUCAGGCUGACCCUGUCGACAGGCAUGUCCUUCAUGCACUCGUUCGUGCUGCUGCUGGCCCAGGUGCCCGCCACCAACGUGCCCCGGUGCCCGCCGGCCUUUCUGGUGCCCUGGUGGGAGAAGGGCGCUCUGCGGCAGAAUGGCAGCGCUUCGCGGCAGUGGAACAACGUGCAGGUGGCACACACACAUGACAUAACCAUACACACAAACAUACAUACAAAGAGGAAACGGUGUUGUUGUUUGGUGUGUAUUGACUGUGUGUGUGUGGCUGUGCAGGUGGUGGUGGAUGUUGACGACACCAUCAAGUCCAGCGGCGGAUGGCGGAUUCUCAACAUUCCCAUCGGCGGCAUCGACACACAGUGAGAGAGGAGAGGACCCACAAGGAGAUCUCGAGGGCAGAGGGAAGGAAAUGAUGCCUGCCUGUCUGUCUGCCUGUAGGUAUGACCGUGGCGUCUUCUACCCCGGUGCAUCCCAGUUUGUGUUUGAGCUGGCGACCCACCAGCCGCGGCCGUCCAGCCCGCCUCGAAAAAUCGGCAACAGUGUCAAGCCCCUGCCCCUCGCUGUCCUCACCGCCCGCAUUCCCCAGGUGCCCAUCAAGCGCACCUCCACUGUCUUCCGGCGGUUCAGGGAGAUUGCCAAUGAAAACAACUAUGCCGAGUGGGGAAUCGACCUCAGAAAUGGGUGCGUGACGGAGUGGUGGGACAGACUGAUGGGCGAUGGAUGGAUGGAUGGAUUGUGUGUCAGUGUGUUGUAUUCGACGCUGAAGCAGUGGGUGUUUCAGUGGACCAAGGGGGACCGUAAGUUUGAGAACUUCGAGCUCCUCAAACAGAGACGGAGGCGGCAGUUUGGACACGACAAAGUCAAGUGAGUCAGGAUUGACCCAUUGCAGCAUGGAGCAGACACACGGAUAUUCAGACAGACAACCCCUUUUCUCUCUCUGUGCGCUGUGGUUUGGUGUGGUGUGGUGUAGGUAUGUGUGGGUGGGCGACACGGGCGAGAUGGACAGAGAGGCCGGCGAGAUGAUGGCCAGGAAGCACCCCGAGAGCAUCCUGUAAGCAUUUCAAUGACAGCAAACAUCCAUCCAUCCAUCCACCCACCACCCAUCCAUCCAUCCAAUCAAUGAAUGAGUGUGUGUUCGCCUGUCGCCGCGCUGUUCAGUGCCGUUUUUCUGCAUUAUGUGUCCGAGCGACACCAUCUGCCCGCCGAGCUGCCCGAAGACUACUCAGUCAACGGCACUCCCAUCUACUUCUUCAGGUGCCCUCCCACCACACACACACACAUAUCCCAUCCACCCCUCCCCAUGUGUGUGUAUGUGUGUGUGUAGGACUUACAUCGGUGCGGCCAGCAAGGCGGCUGCCAGCAGCCUGAUCAGCGGCGACUCCUUGGUGCGUGUGGUCAACCGUGCGGUCAAGGACCUCGACCGCAUGAACGUCAGGGCCACCUCUUCCAAGUGGAGGGACCUCAGAAUGGACUUCGAGGUAAGCACACACCAUUCCCUUCCUCCCACCCUGUCUGUGUGUGUGUGUGUGUGUGUGUGUCAGGAGGCCGAGCGGUUGCUGGGCCCGUGGCGGAAGUUCAGAGACCCCGCAUGGCUGGAAGCCAAGAAGGCGCUUGAAGACAAGUUCAACCCCACAGUGCUCGCAGACAAGCAGCGGAAAGGCAGCAGCAGUGGGUCAAGGACUUAUCGACCUGUGUCAGCACAGCAACCGCCCCCACCCCCUCCCCCUCAGCAGCCGCCACGGCCACAGCAGCAAGGCGCUGCCUUCGCCUUCGUGUUCGAGUGAUGAUUCGUAUCUUGAUGGUUGAUGUGCGGCCGAAUGUGUCUGAGUGAUGUGCUGUUGUGUUGGGAGGCUUUUUGGUCAGCCAGUCAAGUCUGGUGUGUGUUACUUAGUCAGUUAGCCCUUCCUUCUCGCUCGCAAAGAUGGCCUUUUUGUGUCUGGUGGGCGGUGGGCGGCGGGGCGGCUGGUGGCAAGAGGUAUUUGUUUGUUGUCCCGGCCGUGCGAGGAGGGAAAAGAAGAGAGCGGCUGUGUGAAUGAAUGGAGAGCCUGAGAGGCUCAGUUUUGCCUUCUUGGUUGCAGAUACCUGCCGGUGGGUACCUAGAUUGACUGAUUGGCGAGAAUGAGAUGGAUGGAUGGAUGCGUGUGGGUUCACGUGGGUUUUGGCAUAUCCACUGUUAGAAGAAUGCACGAUUGCCGUGGCUGAUCGAUCGAUCGGUUCAAAACAG